Cooperia oncophora is the source of this 492-nucleotide messenger RNA. The record is from the annotation of a GenBank genome assembly. NCBI's taxonomy places the organism in Eukaryota, Metazoa, Nematoda, Chromadorea, Rhabditida, Trichostrongylidae.
AUGAUGAAGUCCUCCGAGGUGUUUCAGCCAAUACUGUUAUACGUCGAUAUGAGACCCAUCCAAUUUGGCGUAAGGGACCUGGAAAAGCGCCAAACGCCAUGGCCGUCAGUGCUUGCAGCAGCAUUCAUGCUUGCGCUCACAGGAGUUCAAAUGAGCAUCUACUUUAUGUCAACGUGGCAGUAUCUCAGAGAAAUUGAUUCAACGGCUACAAUAAACUUUUUCGGUUGGAUCGUUGCAGCGUGUAGUCUUGGAUGCGCUAUUGCCAAUCCCUUAUUCGGUUACUGGAAUCAGAGGACGUUAUCAACAAAAUCUCCAAUCACAUUUGGUUUCGGCAUUUGCGCUCUUGGUUGGUUCGGUUAUUACAUUGAUUCCGCUCGAAAGCAUGGUGUACGGUCCUUUAAUGCAGACGGCGACUCUUUCUGUCCACGGCCAGCAAAGGGUGCCCACCCGUGUGACAUGGAAGGGCGUGGCAAUGACGGCAGAAGGUCGUGA